CCGAGCGAGCAGCUGCGCGCGCGGUUCCACGCCGCCUUUGCCAGCCGAGGCGGCCGCCCGUCGCGGCUACACAAGGAGGUGCUGAGCGCGCUCGCCUCGCUCCGGCUCGAGCCGGCGGAGCACCUGCAGACCGACGAGGGGUACACGCUCGACCUCGUCGUCGAGUGGCGGGGCGAGAAGGUUGCCGUCAUGGUCGACGCGCCGUGGCACUUUCACAACCGGCAGCCGACCGGCCACACGCUGCUUCGGCGGCGGCAGCUGCGCCACUUCGGCUGGCGCGUGCUGCCGCUGCCCCAUUGGGAGUGGAGCACGCUCUACCAUUCUGCCGUCGCCGACGACGCGCCGCCGCAGAGAAGGAUGCAAACCUACCUGCUGUACGCGCUCGAGCAGCGCGUCAUCUGA
Emiliania huxleyi CCMP1516 is the source of this 402-nucleotide messenger RNA. RefSeq lists its product as hypothetical. The record is from RefSeq and is a predicted model, not a curated record. Lineage: Eukaryota; Haptophyta; Isochrysidales; Noelaerhabdaceae. The transcript has 2 exons. The annotation marks the transcript as partial.